GUCGCACAACAAACGUCAGCUCAGCUGCAUGUUCUCCACUCGAUGCACAGAAAUUAAAAUACAAUUCAGAAAUGAUUCGCUUUUGAGACGGACGGGUAAUGUGGCACGGUUGUGUGGGCUAAAGCGUUGGACGUAAAGCAGAAACCAAAAUCAAAAGAAAAAAAGAGUGAUACAAAGAAUUUUCCUGCAUUAUUUCAUAGGGAGCUCGCCAACUAGGCAUGUGGAAAUUUGUGCAUAGCAAAAUUUAAAGAUAAUGUGGUGAUUUGGAAAAUGAAAUUUCUAUUGAAAGCUUUAUCGAGCUGGUGAAAGUGUGCUCCGCAGUGUGGCAUUUCAGUGCUGAGGUCGUUGCUACGCUCGAUUCAUACGCAGACCUCCCUUCAGCCAGCUCCGUUUAGACGAGCAACGCGCAAAAAACACGUCUACAGCUAAAAAUAGCUGGCCAAAAAAAUUCCUUGUUGUUAAAAAUAUUUCGCUCGACGUAGUCGCAGUCGAAACAAGUGAAGUAGUGCUGUGAAUUGAGAUCUCGCACGAGAGUAAAUAAAUAGCGUACGCAACGUUCGCAUUGCAAUUGUGCACAAAAUACUACGAAGUGUGUGGAUAAAAUACAUAAGUAUGUACCGUUAUAUACUUGACAGCACUGUAGUGAAAUCAAAGGCAGAAAUUUCAUAAUUUCACCGCUGUCUUCGCCUGCGCCUUCGGUGGUGGCUGUGCAAGAAAACAAGCGAGCGAGCAAGGUGGCCAAAAAACCAAAGUGACGGUUGUGCAAUUCGGCAGAGGGGUGUAGCGACGGACGCCCAUACACAUGUACAAACAUAAUACCCAAAUUGUGCAAGAAAGAACAAAUACCAGUCGGUAUAUUAAAAGUUUGUUGUUGUGAAUUGUUGUUUGUAAGAUCGGCAAAGCAAAAUAAAAUCUUUGGCUCGACAACACACGGAAACCUUGUAAUUGCAGAUUUAUGUGCCACAGGCAAACAAACUUACACACAAUCGGCAAAGGGCGCAUAUACCCACAUACAUACAGACGAGUGCAUAAAUAGUACAUACAUACAAACAUAUACAUAUGUAUGUAUAUGUGUUGCUUCAUAAAUCUCAGCCGUGUGUGUUUCAUGAAAUUUUAAUUCCGUGUGCAAUGAAUUGUGUGUGAUUUGUAGUGCCGUAGAAAAAAGUAAGAAAGAGGCGAAGUCAACUAUCGCAGCCGCACGAAGAGACCCCCUUCUGCAUUACUCCUGCUGAGUGCAUGUCAGAAAAAAUCGCUUGCUGAACUAAGAGGAUGACAGCUGAAGUUAUGGCUACAGAUACAAAUUGGGACCCCGCACUAUCGAAACUCAUAACAUCACUGAAGGAGGCGGAAAAUCUCUCCAAUGACCAGGAAAUCGACUUCCUUAAAGCCUUGCUCGAAUCAAAGGAGCUCAACGCGCUUGUCAAUGUACACACAAAAGUGGCCAAAGUGGGUCGAGACGAUCGACUGGCGCCAGUACUCUCCACUUCCGGACAGAUACUGUACGAAGUGCUGGAGCAGUUAUCGCAACGCUGCCACCUGAACGAGGAAUGCAAAGAGGCCUUUCAUUUGUUGCAAGAACCGCAUUUACAAAGCCUUUUAUAUGCACACGAUGCCAUUGCGCAGAAGGACUUCUAUCCGCAUCUGCCGGAAGUACCCAUCGAAAUGGAUGAGGAUGAGGAAACAAUUAAAAUCGUCCAACUGGUGAAGAGCAACGAACCGUUGUCAGGAGCACAAAGUGCGGAACCGAUUGUUGGCGCAACGAUAAAAACGGACGAGGAGACGGGAAAGAUAAUUAUAGCGCGCAUUAUGCACGGCGGCGCCGCCGAUCGCUCCGGACUGAUACAUGUGGGCGAUGAGGUGAUCGAGGUGAACGGCAUAAAUGUGGAGGGGAAAACGCCCGGAGAUGUGUUAAGUAUUUUGCAAAACUCUGAGGGCACGAUCACCUUCAAAUUGGUGCCAUCGGAUGGCAAGGGCGGCCAGCGUGAGUCCAAGGUGCGUGUACGUGCGCAUUUCGACUACAAUCCCGAAACAGAUCCCUACAUACCCUGCAAAGAGGCGGGACUGGCAUUUCAACGAGGCGAUAUUUUGCAUAUUGUAUCACAGGACGACGCCUAUUGGUGGCAGGCACGUAAGGAGUCGGAACGCACUGCCCGCGCUGGGCUGAUACCCAGUCGUGCGCUGCAAGAGCGGCGCAUUAUACACGAACGUUCGCAAAUGGAGACGAAUGAUGCCGAUUCAAAGAAGGGCUCUUGCGCUUCCAUAUGCACCACCCCGCCCGGUACACCCAUAUUGCAUUCUAGCAGUAGCACUUCCUCAUGCCGUCAGCCCAAAACUAAAAAGAUUAUGUACGAUUUGACAGAGAACGAUGACUUUGAUCGUGAAAUGAUCGCCACCUAUGAAGAGGUUGCCAAAUUAUAUCCACGUCCGGGCGUCUACCGUCCAGUUGUGCUGAUCGGCGCACCAGGCGUGGGUCGUAAUGAGCUGAGGCGUCGCCUGGUAGCGCGCGACCCCGAAAAGUUUCGCAGUCCAGUGCCAUACACCACACGUCCAAUACGCACCGGCGAGGUCGCAGGACGCGAAUACAUAUUUGUGGCACGUGACAAAAUGGAGGCCGAUAUCGCUGCUGGCAAAUUUAUCGAACAUGGUGAAUAUAAGGGUCAUUUGUAUGGCACUUCCGGCGAGAGUGUCAAAUCCAUUGUGAAUGCCGGCUGUGUUUGCGUGCUCAGUCCACAUUAUCAAGCGAUUAAAGCGCUGCGCACGGUACAAACGAAACCGUUUAUAAUCCAUAUAAAGCCACCAGAAUUUGAUGUUUUGAAAAAAUCACGCACGGAGUCGCGAGCCAAGUCCACUUUCGACGAGAGUAAUGCUCGUGGUUUUACGGACGAAGAAUUCAACGACAUGCUUAAAUCAGCCGAACGCAUCGAUUUCCUUUACGGUCACUUCUUCGACGAAGUCAUCGUGAACGACGAUCUGCUAACGGCUUUCGAACAGCUGAUGAAUGUAGUGCAACGUUUGGAGAAUGAGCCGCUGUGGGCGCCCGCCGCCUGGGUGCAAUAAAAUGGCUAAACUGGCCGUGGAAACAGAAGGAACAACCAGAAAAAGACAAACACUGCUGAUGAAUAUGCUAAAAACAAAUGCCAAUAACCAAUAACACAAAUAUAAUAUACACAUACAUACAUAUAUACAAUAAUACAUGCAUACAUGCAUACAUACAUACAUACAUACACAUGCAAUAAAUACCUAAUUUUAAUUAUUAAAGCAAAAAGUAAAAACUGUUUAAUGAAUUUGACAUAAAAACACCAAAAUAUAUGAAGAAAAAAAAAACAUUUUUGAAUAGUUUCCGAAUAUUUUGAAUUUUUUAAGCAUAAACAAAAAUGUAUGAAACAAAAGCGGAAGUAAAGAUUUCCAGUUGGCGUGGGAUGUUUCCAAAACCCCUUCAAAGAAAUGUAAGUAGCUGAUGAAUGCAAUAAAGAAUGUAGGAUAUGCGUAACUCAUACUUAUAUAAAUAUAUGUAUGUAUAUACAUAUAUACAUAAACUCCACACACAAAAAAAUUGUAUAUUCCAAACUGAAAUUACUAAUGUACAAUAUUUAGAAAAAAAAUCAACUUCUCCGUGUCUGUACACAAUAAAAACAUAAUUUCAGUGUUGCCAACUGCAUCAAAAAUCAUGUGUAUGUAAAGUAAUUAAAUUAAAAAACAAAACAUUGUGCAAAGAUCCUACAAAAAAAUACUACCGAUUUUGAAGUUAUCGCUGAAUUUUCGUCAAUGUAGUUAAUGAAAUUCUAAAUAUAAAAAUGUAAGUAAAAUAAUUCUGUUUUGCAAAAAAAAUAAUAAUAUAUAUAUAUAUAUAUAUAUAUAUAUUAUAUUAAAUAAAUUGUAUUACAAAUGCAUAAAAAACUAUAAAAUUUUAAUCAGAAAUAUUUUCCUUAAAUUUUGUUAUAAUUUUAGUUCGCUUUUUCUACUUUGAAACUCAACUAGCGCAAGUAAAAAACAUUUCUAAGCAGCAAAUGUCUUUAAUGUCAUAAUAUUUGCUGUCAAACGAAUAUUUGUUAGUUAAAAUAUUUUUCUUCACUGCUGAAAUGCAAAUACAUAUAGUAAAUAUAUAAUUUAUAUUAGCUAUACUUUGAAACUGCCUAAACAAUUAAUACAUUUUUAAUAUCUAAAAAGAUUAUAUUUAGCACUCUCUCCAGGAAUUUAAGUAAUGCUAUCGCUGUAAUUUUGAAAAAAUAUAUUAAAAGCAAAAAUUAUCAAUUUCCAAGUUAUGCUAUUCAUGUCGUAUGUCUAUGUCCUAAGCCGUUAUGUUAACCCUUAAAUGCUUGCCUGAAUACAGACGACCUUUCCAGCAUCCACAAUUUUCGAAACCCUUUCCACAUACUUAUUAUAAUAAUUGUUUAUGUAUGUAUUUUUAUCUGCUAAUAUUUGGAAAAUUUGUUAUUAAAAGAAAUAAUUAUCUUAAAUUUAUUGUCAUUUUAAAUUUUAAAAAUUUAAGAUAAAUUUUUCGAAAAUCUUAUAAAAUAUUAGUUCAGCUUAAAAUAUGUAUGUAUAUAAACAUCGCAUUCGGGUUAUAAUAAAUGGUUGUAUCGCGUUGGGAUGCAAAAUCUUCGUUGUAAACUUUUAUUAUAAAAGGUGUUUUUAGACAAGUGGUUCAACGAAAAGGAGGAACGACUGGCGCGUUAUUGUAAAAUCGGAUAGCGCGUAAGCGGUGUCUAAACCAAUAAAAAAGUUUUCAAGAAUAAAUAAAAUGCAUCUACUUUACUGGUACAGCCAAGAAUUCAGCUUUAUUAUAAAAACAAGGGUUUGCCAUUAUGUUUGAAAAAUGAUUUCGGAUAAGCGACCGCCCUAUUUUCGACCGCUUUUUAUAGCAAUCAUGGUCGUAUGUCAGCAAUAAUGCUCUACACGGUAAUGAGGGCACAAUAGACCUUAGGUCGCGGUGCAAUGCUCAUUUAUUAAUCUAGUCUCAGGUGUCAAUCGACUCGGGCUUAUCUGCGUAGAUAAUCGACUUCACAUAACCCCACAAAAAGUAAUCCAGUGGUAUUUAGGAAGGGUGCCUUCUGACAACUCACAACUUUAUCGUAAAGCUUAACAUUUUUGUUGUUAUACAUACUCAGAACGUUUUGACAUAUGACCGCUAUUUGCAUCUCGACCAAAAAAUAUAAUAGAAUUAAACCGCGAACAUUUUCGAUCGAUUUUUAACUUCCGACGGGGAUUAACUCAGCAAAAGAGCACCGAUGAACUUAAUUCAGUAUUUGGCGAUGAGUUCCAUCAAGGGCUAAUGUUUAUCGCUGGUAUUGCGAAUGGAAAAAUACGAUAGCUGUGCUUCGAAACAUGUCUAUAAAAUUGUGAGAGAUGAAGAAAAUUUACGCGUAUGCGCCCGAAAGUAAAGAUCAGUCCACUGCUUGGGUGUUUCACGCUCAACCGAAUCAAACAAAAGUUGUUUGUACACGAAGCACUUUUAAAGAAAUGGUUGCCUGUUUUUUGGAACAACUGGAUGAACUAUAUAGCAACAAUACCACUAGAACAAAGCAAAACAGUAAAUUCUGAAUUAUACACGACCAUCAACUUGUCAUUGUUUUUCAAGAAAUUACGGAAACUAAAUGCCGCAGACGGAUCAUUCUUCACCACGACAAUACAAACUCUUUUUUUUUUAUUUUGAAAGACAAUAGAACAUGGCUAAUGUCUCUAAUCCCGAAAUAUAAAAAGCAAACUACUUAAUCGGACGAUCUUGGAGGACACGCCAUAAGCUCAGGACACGAGAGAAAGUGCUCACCUAAAGUUUCUUUCAAUAAAUUGAUUGUUUCGUUCACAUCAACAUCCUCCAAUUCAGUUUAACAUCAUGAGCUGUUCCAUUUUUGAAGAAAUAUGGACCUAUAAAGAAUACCAUACAUAGACUAUUUGCGGAUGCGACGAGUUCCCAACAAUAGCUUUUGGAUUAUAUCCCUCAAAAUGCAACCAUUUUUUUUGUAACAUACUUAUUCAACCAAAAGUCAGCUCGAUCGUUGAACAAAAUUUUUUUGUGAAAAUCGGGAUGAGUGGCAACUCGUUUUCGCCCGAUCAACCGAAUGUACCCGUUUGAUGGCGGAUGAACUCGUUCGGUCCACAGCAGGAAAAGCCUUUUCGGCCCUCACUGCCUCUUAGGGUAAUAAAAUAAAUGUGGUGCAAAACCGAGCCAAAAUUGCUCUAAUUAUCGACUCGAAUGGGCGACUAUCUCGAUCGUAUUUCGAACACAGCGUGCGACGUGUCGUGCGAACCGGAGGAAGUCUUGUCAUUAUGAAAUGGCAAUACAAACUGAGUGUAAAUCAAAUAACAGCUGUAAAAAAUACCAACUACGAAACAAGUAUUGUCUCAUUGAAAACCGCACGUCUAAAAACGCGUGACUUUCGCCUAAAGUCUAUUCGAAAUUGCAGUCGACACAAGCGAGUUUAAUUCGGUUCUAUUUUUUAUGCGAAAUCAUAAUUGAUCUGAAUUACAAAAGUAACAGCUGGAUUAGGGAACAAAACAUAGGGAACAAAAGAUAGGGAAAAAAAGAACAUCUCAAAGAUUUUUCAUAUUAUUCACAAAAUAUAUGUUGAAUCCAAUCCUCGAAACAAUCAAUAUCGAGAAAAGCCUUCAAUGCGCAUAGCGAUUCACGUUUCAUGUCUUCAAUAGACUCAAAGCGGUUCCCUAGGAGCGGUCGUUUCAGUUCGCUGAAGCCACACGGAGCUAAAUAUGGCGAAUACAGUGAAUGCGGCACGAUAUUGGUUAAAAAUUUAUCGAAAACCUCUCGUAGAAUCAAUGUAAUAUGGGACAGUGCAUAAUCUUGGUGCAAAAACCAAGAGUUGGCAGGCCAUAUUUCGGCCUCUUUUUACGAAUAGCCUCGCGCAAACUAUGCAUAAUACUCACUUUUUCUUUGUCACCAGCAGAGGAUAGCCGCGAGUCAGAAAUGGCACUUGAGUUUGAAAUUCCGAGUGUACCACGCCUCGUUAAUCAAAGAAAACAGUCGAGAUAAUCUUGAUUUUCGGCCUGCUUUGUCAUGACAUUCGGUCGACUGAUCGCCUAUUUCCGGGUCCUAAGCAUAGAUCCAAGACUCAUCAAUUGAGUGAUUUUGACCCCAAUCAGGCUUUCACUUUCAUAUUUACAACCUCAAUCCUAAAAUUCUAAAUUGCAUUUUAUAUAUUUUAUUUAAAACUUAUUUAAGAUUUUAAAGCAGUUGCUUGUCGCUUUUGUAGCAGAUAGUUACAUAAAAUUUUCCAGUUUUUUUUAAGGUCGUCACAUCCAUUAAAAAAAUUUACCAAUUUACUGAGAACAAAAAUAAAACAAGCGAUAAUAAUGAAAGGAAUAAUGAAAAUUAAAAAUAGAGUUUCCAAAAAUUUAAGAUAUGUUACCAAACACUAUUCGAACAAAUGCAAUAAUAAAAGUACUACUCUAUAAGAAUGUGACUAUUUAUUUCAUAUGUAUAAUUAUAUAAAAACAGCAGAUUGUCCAAAGUGUAAUAACAAAUAUAUAUAUUUACAGUGUAUAUAAGCGUGAAAUUAUAAACAAAUAAUCCUUAUUAUUAUCUAUUGUAAUUAAAAUUGAAAAUGCAUAUUAUUAUAUUAUAAUAUAAUGAAAUGUUAUCAAUAUGAAAAUGUUGAAAUAAAAAAUUUAUUAAACAAUAAAAACAAAACAACAAAAUGUUAAAAAAUUGCAGACAAAACAUGACAACUGUAUGUUCACCACUCAAACAAAAAUAAACACAUACAUAUGUACAUACUUUAAUGCAUUAUUGUGGCAAUAUGUUAAAGAACCAUACUCUACAUAAGUCGAAUUUGGUUAAUGAAAGCAAUUUGAGUUAUUUUCGUGUAAGUUUUCGAAACUUUCGUUCGAGAAACUAUGGUCACAAUUUGCGAUAAAGAAAAGAGUUAAAGCAAAGGCAACUUUCCAGAAGUAUUCAAAAUGUCAAACUUUCGACAUCAACUAAAUUAACAAUUUUCUUCAAUUAUAUGCAUACAUACAUAUGUACGAUGUUUUUUCAAAAAUUAUUUAUUUAUUCAUGAAUAUCUAUUUGGUCCCCUUCAAAGUAAUCCCCAUCCCUUCGAAGCACUUCAAAAAAUCAUUUUUUUUAUCUUCUUCAGUUCCUGCUUCGAUGCCGUCUUUAUCUCGUCAAGAAAAGCGUAACGUCGUCCUUUCAUGGGCCUCUUUAGUUUAGGGAACAAGAAAAAGUCACAGGGGGCCAGAUCUGGGGAAUACGGUGGCUGCGGCAUCAUUAGUGUGUUGUUUUUGGCCAAAAAGGCGCGCACAAGCAACGAUGUGUGAGCAGGGGCGUUAUCGUGGUGCAAAAGCCAAUUUUUGUUCUUCCACAAAUCCGGAUUGCUUCGCGCAAAUUACGCAUAACUUGCAGGUAAUAUUCCUUAUUGACCGUUCUUCCCUGUGGCAAGAACUCAUGAUGCACCACGCCCCUGCAAUCGAAGAAAACUGUCAGCAAACUGUCGCGAUACUUUUUGAACACACCUCGUAUGUAUAUGUACAUAGAUGGCAAACUCCCGAAUACAUUUAACGUUAGCGGUUCUAUGCUUAUGCUACAAGCUCUACUUUUCACGAAGUAUUCGCAAAAAAUUAAUAAAUUUGUUUGUCAUUACUGGAACUUUAAAUAAUUGUGAAAUUCUUGCAAAGGAUGAUCCAUUUCGAGGUUCCAUACUUUUUUAAAGAAAAAACACAGUAUCUUCAAAUUCAAUGGGAAUGUUUGUUAUCAUCCAACAUUCUUUGCCAUUUAUUUAAAGAUUAUCUCUUUCAACUGUUGGCGCGGCUCAGAUGGUCCAUCCGUUGAGUCCAAUUUUCGAUGACUCGUUCAAGCAUUUCGACUGGAAACUGGCGAAUGACGCGCGUGAUGUUUUGCUUCAAACCCGAGGCGAGAUUGUUCGUUUAGACUUUAGACCUUAAAUAUAUCCAAGGAAACAGUCUAACGGUGUACUAACACACGAUCUUGGUUUCCAAUCGAUCGGCCAAAACUUGAAAUUAUCUUCUCACCGAAAUGUUCUCUCAAAAAAUCCAUUUAUCGAUGCGAUGUGUGGGAAGUGGCGCCGUCUUGUUGAAACCAAAUGUCGCCGAGAUCACGAGCUUCAAUUUUAGGUUACAUUCUUACCGGCAUCAUUUUUGAAGAAACAUGGACCGAUGAUUCUACCGGCCCACAAACCACACCAAACCGUUUUAUUUUGUAGAUGAAAUGGCAACUCUUGAAUUUCUGCAGGCCGCUCUUCGUCUCAAGCACCAAUUUUGCUUUUUUACAUACCCAUUCAACCAGAAAAUCACUGAAAAAAAGUUUUGCUGCAAAACGUCGGAUCUUCUUAGCACUUUCCAAGACAUCAUAGAGCGAAGCGAAGUCGCUUGCGAAAGACUAGCGGCUUUAAUUCUUGCAAAACCUAUAUUUUGUUCUUUCAAUUUAAGGUUUUCGACGUUCCAUACGUCAGUCCGAGUUGCUACGACCAGCGCCGAAUCGACUCUCCAGGGGUCUUCGUGUACACUCUCAGCCAUGGCUGCUAUAUUUUCUUCACUUCUUCUUAUCCAAUAAUGAAUGUUGGGUCUCAAGAUGGGUGAUGGUGUUGUGAAUAGGAGCUCAAUAGGCCUAUUAUAUUGAACAUAAGACACACAUUCUUUACAGAACGUGAAUUUGCGUUUGUAAAAGUUAUUCAGGGCUAAGUCUUUCUAUGACAAAAAGUCAAACAAUACUGAAUAAAAAAAACAUGAUAGAUUGACAAUAUCUAUACUUGGAUCACCCGUUACAAAUUCUACUUUUCAAACAGUAAUGGUCAAAAAUUAAUAAACUUGUUUCUCAUUGCUAAAACAUUGAGUAAUUGUGAAAUAUUUGCACUUUCCAUCCAUAUACAUAAGUCUAAUUUUGCCUUCUACUUCAUCGCCACAAAUUUAAAAGCAGUCUCUACCCUCCAUAACUUACAUCAAUGGCUAUUAUUCUUUAAACAUACUUACUCGCUUUUUUUUCUAAAUCAAACAUUGUUGUAUUAUUUAAGUGUAACAUAAUAUCUAAACUUCUAUAGAGAACAUACUUAAAUAAAGAAUGGAACAUUUUUGUUAAUAAAAAAGUUAUGACAAUGAA
Molecule: messenger RNA, 10066 nt
Organism: Bactrocera neohumeralis
Lineage: Eukaryota; Metazoa; Arthropoda; Insecta; Diptera; Tephritidae
Gene: metro
Product: MAGUK p55 subfamily member 7
Exons: 12
Coding region: 1270-3057 (595 amino acids)
Cellular component (GO): cell-cell junction; plasma membrane
Molecular function (GO): protein binding
Source: RefSeq, a predicted model, not a curated record